AUGCCACCAAAGAAAACCACGAAACGAAAGGGUCCCACUCCAACCGUCUCUUCAACGAUAGUCCCGACUGCGUCAAGUCCAGCUACAAAGGCAACUGGAACUGCCCGUACCAUGCCAACACCAAAGCCUACAAAGUCCAAUAACGAGAGACUCCUGACAAGCCCUGCACAACAUCGAUAUCACACCAGAUCGACCGGGCCCGUGCCCACAAUAGCAGAAACGGGCAUCAACGACGCUACGACUAGUGGGGUUCACUCCCUCGACGAAAGCGAGGCAUCUGAGGAAAGCGAAGCAGGGGAAAUCGCAGGCACAACCCACCAAGCAGCUCGAGUCUCCGAUAAGAGGGACGACACUCCUGCCAACUCCAUCCUGAUCGAGGACGAAGUGAUGAACGACGACGCAGUCACGAAUCCCACGACGGCACUCAGGGCACUAGACCCUACGGACACCAACGCUGUGACUCGGCCCACUAUCAGGGAUGCCAGUACUGUCAGCCUGAUUAGCCAUCUCGUUAGUUUGGUACCCUUCGCUACGGCAAUUCCUUCAGCAAACGCGAGAGCUACGAGGGCUAUCACUCACGCACGCGAUCAGCUUCCCCGACUAACACGCGGUCGGAUUAUAUCCGGAGGAGUUAUAGCUUGGUUGGCUUACUACCUAUACUACCACUUGCUAGAUCGUGAUGGAGUUCCACUGUACCUCUCCGAUCGGUCAUGGCAGGCAGAGGUCGGACACUCUAUGGCGCGUCUUCGUGACGCUUUUUAUGGCGGUACUGACGGAUUACAGGUAGAUGGAGGUUCGGAUGGAAAGGCUGGAAGAGGCCGUUGA
Messenger RNA from Mytilinidion resinicola, 825 nucleotides. RefSeq lists its product as uncharacterized. The record is from RefSeq and is a predicted model, not a curated record. Lineage: Eukaryota; Fungi; Ascomycota; Dothideomycetes; Mytilinidiales; Mytilinidiaceae. The transcript is spliced from 2 exons. The coding region runs from base 1 to 825 and encodes 274 amino acids.